AAGUUAAGCUAGCCCGACCAUGCCAAAGCUGUUGUGCGAAGUUGCGAACCAUAGGUAGUUCUGUUAUCAUCAAAUUAACAACAAUUCAAUUGUGUGAGAAACAGACGCAAAAAAGGGUCAUAGACCCAAAAACCAAUUCCAAAUAAUGGCAGUUCUGUUAUCAUCUUCCUCUCCUUCUUCACUUCCAAAUGCAAAGCUCUUCAUUUCCAGAGAUGCAGCGGCUGAACGUAGCAGCACAAUCAUACCAUUUCCAGGAAUUAAAAGAAAAAAUAACAAACAAAGCCCAAUCGUAUGUUUAUCAGUAAAGGAUCAUGCCAAAGUUAAGAAUUUUGAUGUUAUUAAUGGUAAUAAUUUGAGGAAGAUUGGUGUGAAGGUGGUAUUAAGUGAGGGGAGAGAUGAGGAUGAGAAUUAUGGGCUUGUUUGCCCAGGUUGUGGGGUUUAUAUGCAGGAUAAUGACCCAAAUCUUCUUGGGUUUUACAAGAAAAGGAAGGUGGAGGUUUACGAGGAUGAAAAUGAAGGUUUUUUGGAUGGUGAUGAAGAGGGGGAAGAGGGUUUUGGGGAUGAAAUUGAGAGUUUUAUUGAUGAGGAAGAAGAGGAUAAAGUGGCUGUUGUGGAUGAAAUUGAAGGCAGUUUGGAAAUGAGUGAUGAAGAGGAGGGUGAGGUGGACGGGCCCGAUUGGGAUAGCGAAGACUGGGAUGAGGAAGAUUUGGAAGAACUCGAUGGGUUUAAUCCUGUUGGUGUAGGGUAUGGUAAUGUGACCGAGGAGUUAGUGAAGGAGAAGGCGGAGAAAAAGAAGAGAUUGUCGAAGUCCGAGAGGAAGAGGUUGGCUAGGGAGGCUGAGAAAGAGAGGGAGGAGGUUAUGGUUUGUGCUAGGUGUCAUUCUUUGAGGAACUAUGGACAAGUGAAAAAUCAAAUGGCUGAGAAUUUGAUACCGGAUUUUGAUUUCGAUAGGUUGAUUAGUACCCGUUUGAUGAAACCUACCACAGCGGAUUCUACAGUUGUUGUCAUGGUUGUUGAUUGUGUUGAUUUUGAUGGGUCGUUCCCCAAACGUGCUGCCCGGUCUUUGUUCAAGGCUCUGGAGGGAAAACAAGAUGGUAAGUUUAGCAAAAAGUUGCCCAAACUUGUCCUGGUUGCUACAAAGGUUGAUCUCCUUCCAUCCGAAAUUUCACCUACUAGGUUAGAUAGAUGGGUUCGUCAUCGUGCGAAGGCUGCAGGAGCUCCAAAGCUCAAUGCUGUUUAUUUGGUUAGUUCUCGAAAGGAUUUGGGGGUGAGGAAUUUGCUAGCCUUCAUCAAGGAGUCGGCUGGCCCUCGAGGGCAUGUUUGGGUUAUUGGAGCACAAAAUGCCGGUAAAUCUACUCUGAUCAACACAUUAGCAAAGAAAGGAGGUGCUAAAGUUACAAAACUCACAGAAGCAGCAGUUCCUGGGACGACGCUUGGGAUUCUAAGAGUUGGAGGAGUUUUGUCUGGAAAGGCCAAGAUGUACGACACUCCUGGACUCCUGCAUGCAUACUUAAUGUCCAUGAGAUUAACCAGAGAAGAACAGAAAAUGAUCGAGAUACGGAAAGAACUGAGACCUCGGAGUUAUAGAAUUAAGGCAAGGCAAGCAAUUCAUGUUGGUGGCUUAGUGAGGCUAGACCUUGUCCAGGCAUCUGUUCAGACAAUUUAUGUGACAAUCUGGGCAUCACCAAAUGUGUCUCUGCAUUUAGGAAAGAUUGAUAAUGCUGAUGAAACCUGGAGAAAACAUAUUGGUAUCAGGUUACAGCCUCCUAUAGGAACAGAUCCACUCUCAGAAAUUGGAACCUGGACAGAGAGGGAAUUUAAAGUGACUGGAACAAGCUGGGAUGUAAAUAGUUCUGACCUUGCAGUAGCUGGGUUAGGCUGGGUUUCUUUGGGUCUCAAAGGUGAGGCAACAUUAAAGCUAUGGACAUAUGAUACUGUUGAAGUUGUCUUACGUGAACCUUUAGCUCUUGAUCGUGCUCCAUAUCUUGAGCGACCUGGGUUUUGGUUACCGCAGUCUAUAUCUGAUGCGAUUGGCAACCAGAGUAAGCUAGAAGCUCAAAAAAAGCAGCAGCUUGAAGAUGAGAGUGAAUAUGUGACUGCUUGAAGAAUAUGGUUGUUAGGUUGUACCAAUGUUUGAAGGCAGUACAAAUUCUACAGGUUUUUUGAAUACGGUUAGUGGUUAUAGCACUUUCCAGAUAACCUGUCUUUAGUUUUUAACUGAGCUUUGAGAUUUUCUUGGUUGCCGCUGCAUAUAUCCAGUGUGUUUUCUGUUGUAAUUGAAGAUUAAUAUUUCAGCCUAGUGAUAUUAUCCGGCUUAAGUCA
Messenger RNA from Spinacia oleracea (spinach), 2322 nucleotides. Its product is annotated as GTP-binding protein BRASSINAZOLE INSENSITIVE PALE GREEN 2, chloroplastic. The coding region runs from base 146 to 2104 and encodes 652 amino acids. Gene Ontology annotation, molecular function: GTP binding. The record is from RefSeq and is a predicted model, not a curated record. NCBI's taxonomy places the organism in Eukaryota, Viridiplantae, Streptophyta, Magnoliopsida, Caryophyllales, Amaranthaceae. Gene Ontology annotation, biological process: brassinosteroid mediated signaling pathway; chloroplast rRNA processing. Gene Ontology annotation, cellular component: chloroplast stroma; mitochondrion. The transcript has 4 exons.